UUCCUGUACCCCCGGUUGAGGAAGUGAAUUCGCUGACAGGGCUGGGUUCCGCAAGGGAGCUGAAGAGAAAUAACAUCGGGAGGGGCAAAAAUAAUAACUAAAUAAUACACCGAGUCGAGCGACCACAAUAAUUCGACAGCUGCGAGACACCAGUGAACGUUUAUUUCCCUUGUGAGAUCAUCAUCGAGAGCCGCAGACAUGAAUGACCAGCAGCUCGACUGUGCUCUGGACCUGAUGAGGCGCUUGCCUCCCCAGCAGAUCGAGAAGAAUCUCAGCGACCUCAUCGACCUGGUACCCAGCCUGUGUGAGGACCUGCUCUCCUCUGUGGACCAGCCCCUGAAGAUUGCCAGAGACAGGGUGGUGGGAAAGGACUACUUGCUCUGUGACUAUAAUCGCGAUGGUGACUCCUACAGAUCCCCCUGGAGUAAUAAGUAUGAGCCCCCCAUUGAUGAUGGGGCCAUGCCCUCUGCACGCCUGCGCAAGCUGGAGGUGGAAGCAAACAAUGCCUUCGACCAGUACAGAGACCUGUACUUUGAGGGGGGCGUCUCCUCGGUGUACCUCUGGGACCUGGACCAUGGGUUUGCCGGGGUCAUCCUCAUCAAGAAGGCCGGAGACGGCUCCAAGAAAAUCAAGGGAUGCUGGGACUCCAUCCAUGUGGUGGAGGUGCAGGAGAAGUCUAGUGGACGCACGGCCCACUACAAGCUGACCUCCACUGUGAUGCUGUGGUUGCAGACGACCAAGACCGGCUCCGGCACCAUGAACCUGGGGGGCAGUCUGACCAGACAAAUGGAGAAAGACGAGACGGUCAGCGAGUCCUCCCCCCACAUCGCCAACAUCGGACGCCUAGUGGAGGACAUGGAGAAUAAGAUCCGCUCCACUCUGAACGAGAUCUACUUUGGCAAGACCAAGGACAUCGUCAACGGCCUAAGGAGUGUCCAGACCCUGGCGGAUAAGUCCAAGCAAGAGUCCCUGAGGAAUGACCUUAUGGAGGCGCUCAAACGCAAGCAGCAAAGUUAGACAUGCUGUAGUCCUCUCUCUCUGUCUCUCUCUCUCUCUCUCUGUCUCUCUCUCUCUCUCUCUCUCUCUCUCUCUCUCUCUCUCUCUCUCUCUCUCUCUCUCUCUCUCUCUCUAGCUCUCUCUCUCCAUCUCCGUCUUUCUCUCCCUGUCUCUCUCUUACACAAAAUCUCCUCACCUCACUCUUGCUACACCUUCUUUUUUCUGUUUGUUUUUGUUUUGAUUUUGUUUUUUGUUUUUUUGUUUUUUGUUUGUUUGUUUUCUUGUCCGUCUCUGUUGGUCCCUCUCACCACCUGUCUCAGUGCUGCACUCUUGGAAAAGGAAAAAAGGAGAAAACGCUUAGCUUUGUAUUUUUAUUUUUUUUUUCUUAUUUGUGUUUUUCUUUGUUGAGGCAUCAUCAUUCUCAUUGAAGCCAUUCACCACUCUCUCGUUUCUCUCCAUCUUUGUUUCUCUCUCUUUCUCUCUCUCUUUCUCUGAUGUUAAGUUUAAUAAUAUUCUGAUAGUAUUAUGACGGUUAAUGAACACAUUGCAGAAUGAGAGUGGCUUGUGCACUCCCUUCAGCUCUCUCGCUCACACACACACACACACAUACAUACAGACACGCAGACACACAGCGACAGAUACAUGCAGACACACACACUUGUGUAUGUGUGCGUGUGUGACUAGCCUUACCUCUGUAGCAUCACUAAGGCCCACAGAUUUAGGACCCCUACACCUUGAGAGGACGAUCCUGGUAACAACUUUGCCGAUCUUAGCCGAAUUCCACACAUGCCUCCCAACAUCAGAUGGAAACGUUUUUUUGUUGUUUUUUUUGUUUUUUCACUGGUAUAAUUUCUGAUAAAGCCCCAACCUCCUAUAUCUGUAUGAAAUAUAACUGUUGCUCCUAAAGAACUGUUGCUCCUAAAGAAAGAUGUACUGUAACAAAGGUUAUUAAGAGGGUCAUGCUAGAUUUGUAUUAUCAUUACAACAAUUAUUAUUUUUAAUAUUAUUAUUAUUAUUAUUAUUAUUGUUGCAAUCGAUGGUUGGUAUACCUCACAACUCCCGCUAUCCCAUACCAGUGUGAGUGUAUGGUGUUAGUGUACGGAGGUUCGAGUGAACUGGGCAUGUGCACAAGGAGUUGGGUCUGGGGGUGUGGGAGGAGAGAUGGUUGACCUUGAAAGUGACCCUAUGACCUUGCAAACAUGGCUUGACUGAAAUGAGGGAGGAAAGGUGAAGUGUACUGUGGAUUGCCCCCCCCCCCCCCUCUCUUACUGUGUACUACCACAUCAGUUUGUGUCCCUAUCUUUUUCUCUCUCUCUCUCUUUUCUCUGGUCUAGGGUCUUGUUUUCUGUCUCGGAGUCUUGUCCGGAAGCUUCUUGGCUGUUUGUUCUUUUGGGUGGGGGUUGGGUGUGGGGCUGGUGGAUUUAUCAUAUGUUGUCAAAUUUUUUUUUUUUUUUUUUUUUUUUUUUUGUAAAGCUUAUGAUUCAUGUUGUAUUAGAGCCUCCAGCAACAAUAAAAAACUGUAAAAUGCUAAA
This is a messenger RNA of Alosa sapidissima (American shad), 2528 nucleotides long. RefSeq names its product capping actin protein of muscle Z-line subunit beta (gene capzb). Bases 199 to 1017 code for a protein of 272 amino acids. Gene Ontology annotation, molecular function: actin filament binding. The transcript is spliced from 9 exons. Gene Ontology annotation, biological process: negative regulation of filopodium assembly; regulation of lamellipodium assembly; cell morphogenesis. NCBI's taxonomy places the organism in Eukaryota, Metazoa, Chordata, Actinopteri, Clupeiformes, Clupeidae. Gene Ontology annotation, cellular component: cytoplasm; F-actin capping protein complex. The record is from RefSeq and is a predicted model, not a curated record.